Molecule: messenger RNA, 805 nt
Organism: Pundamilia nyererei
Lineage: Eukaryota; Metazoa; Chordata; Actinopteri; Cichliformes; Cichlidae
Product: ras-related protein Rab-19-like
Exons: 4
Coding region: 61-735 (224 amino acids)
Molecular function (GO): GTP binding; GTPase activity
Source: RefSeq, a predicted model, not a curated record
AGGGAUCAUUUCCUUCCAUUUAUUCCCAGGAAAAGACACACACUCUGCUGUGACUUCAUCAUGGAGAUGCCAGCACCUGAACAUGAUGAUACUUUUGACUUCCUGUUUAAGUUAAUCCUUAUCGGAGACUCAAACGUGGGGAAGACCUGCGUGAUUCAGAAUUUCAAGUCUGGGAUUUUCUCAGAGAAACAGCAGAACACCAUCGGAGUAGAUUUCACUGUACGGACACUGAACAUUGAGGGGAAGAAGGUGAAGAUGCAAGUAUGGGACACAGCAGGUCAGGAAAGAUUUCGUACAAUCACCCAGAGCUACUACCGCAGCGCUCACGGCGCGGUGAUUGCCUAUGACAUCACACGGCGUUCAACUUUUGACUCAGUGAAGCACUGGAUAGAAGAGGUGGAGCUAUAUGGAGCAGCCAAUGUGGUUCUCGUCCUCAUAGGUAAUAAAUGUGACCUGGAGCAGGAACGGGAGGUUCAGUUUCAAGAAGCCUGCAAUCUGGCAAAACAAAAAGGCAUUUUGGCUGCACUAGAAACAUCUGCAAAGGAUAGUCAGCAUGUGGACGAAGCCUUCAUGCUGAUGGCCCGAGAGCUGCUGUCUCGUAACGGCCUUAACGUGCAGCCCGAAGACUCCGAGAGCAAGGACACGCCUCGAGUUCUGCUGCGAGCCAACUCUCGGCCAAUCAACGGCACCAUAAGUGCCAACACACACACACCAGAAAAAAAAUCGUGUUGCUGAUACAAAUGCAGACAGGACAAGAAAAGGGACCGACGUUGGAUGUUGGCAGCAAGAGAAAGAUGGAGCUGAA